Molecule: messenger RNA, 5730 nt
Organism: Symbiodinium sp. CCMP2592
Lineage: Eukaryota; Dinophyceae; Suessiales; Symbiodiniaceae
Source: the annotation of a GenBank genome assembly
AUGCGUCGAUGUUUCCAGAUCUUUCUUGUGCUGCUGAUCUCGCGGCACUUCUCGAGGCUUCCGAGAGUCUUCAUCCAAAGUGAGGAGUUCCGGCCGCAACGGCCACGACGCCAAGCCUUGGCUGGAGUGCUGCUGGCAUCGCUGACGCCAACAUCCCAUGCAGUAGCCGAGGACCGGGUUCAGACCGCAGCCUCACCGGUGUCUGUUGGGUUGAUCGGUGACGAGCUUGUUUAUCCUCGAUGGUUUGUUGGGACCUGGGCAACAGUGGGCGAGUUGUACAAGGUCGAGACAGGGCCAUUGGGCGAAAACGCCUUGUCUGCAGCCUUGCCGCGGCCCCUGGCGGUUUCGGCCGUGCGACGCUCUGGCAGUCUAGGACCACUUACGGCAUUCCUGAGGCCAGGAACUCCAGCUGCCAUGCGGAAGAAUAACGGUGCAGUUUCAAACCUAGCUUCCGAGCUCUUCCGAGAACUAGCCCAGUGCUCGCAGAGCGCAGUCCGAAACACCUCCGAGGUCGGUAUGGAAGCCGGCGUGUUCCGAGCACGCAGGCGCUGGAUGGCCACUGAACGAGUCUCUCCGGAAGGUGGGGCCGGCGCAGAGGAAGACAGAGGGGGUGUUCCUGCUGGCGCUGCAGCAGCUGCCUAUGCAGUGGGAGGUCCAGCGCCAAGGCUUAAGAAAACGGAGACAGAGGGGCUCUGGGAGGUGGCCGGGCGAUGGAAGCUGCAAGCAGCUGGUGCAGUCGCACGGGCUGAUCCAGAGAUCCCUGGAGGGUUGCGCGUCUCCGAACUCUUUGAGCUCCGCCCACUGGAUCAGGAUAAGCUGUCGGCAGCGGUUCGCAUCGUUACCAUUUGGAAAGAGGCGAAGACAGAGGGCUCCGAGCAGCUGCAGCUGGACCUGCGGGACAUCGGCGAGUUUGACAAGUCCCGAGGAAGACUUCUUCAGGCAGUGCAGGUGGCAUAUUUAUUGCCGGAGCCGUCCUCUCCGAGCGAGAAGAACUUUGGAAGUGUGACCACCCGCUUCGUUUACAGUCCCAUUCGAUGCGCAGGCACGGACGAUCACGAUCAAGAAGCUUCUCCGAUGUGGAAGAGCUAUGGUCCUGGCGGUGGCAGCGGCUAUGGCGACUGGCAGGAGGACCAAAUCUCCAUUGCCGUGAGCCAGGCCCUAUCGCCGAUACUUUCGAAAGAAACGGAGUGGGAUCAGGCAAAAUUGGAGAAGAGGGUGAAGCAAUACUUUAGAAAUGCGGCGAAGGGUCUCGAGUUCUACUCGAAGACGUGGACCGCACUGAUCGAGGAAUACUCGGACACAGUCUUUGCCUCGCUGUUUCAGGCGCUGAAGGAUCGCCCCUGGCUAGUCGAAGUGGACUUUCUCAUGGUCAUUGAUGCGGCAGUGAAAGAGCUUUUUCCGAAGCAGCUGCUUAAGAACGUGCCACAGCUGACUUUCGAGAGCCAGGUUCUUCACGCGCACGACCGUGCUUUCGAGGAGCAGCGAUUUGCUCCCAUGCUCUGGGACAUCCUUUUUGAAAAGAUUCAAGACAAGCCGCUGAAGAACAAGAUCUACAACGCCUUUGAGGCAGGCAGAAAAGAAGCUGCUUUGUCCGGCGGAGACGGGUCAAGUCCAGCGGGAGACUUUAUUCACGCCUGGGUCACUGCCUCUUUGCGGGAGCUGCAGCAAGGCGCUGCCAGCCCUGCGAUGCUCGGUGAGCAACUGUCGCCAGAGCUUUGUAAAGAGAUUUUCCACGAGCUGCUGGAGGCCGGCGCAUUGCCCCUCCAACUGACGAAGGAGUCAGGAGCGCCGCCAGAGAGCACGAUGCUGAUAGACUCCGUCGUCGAGGACGUGUACUCGGGACGUCUUGAGCUUCCGCCACCUUCCAUUGGGAGAGGUGCUGUUGCCUUCCGCACAGAGGGGCCAAUGGCGAGCCGCAUGCCUAGCUGGCGGCGAACGGGGGCCCGGGCGCGUGAGUCCCACUUCGAUGGGCUGGAGAAGGGUGCCUGGGUGGAGUUCCCUGGGUAUGACAACAGAGGCCGGCAGCAGGGGCACGUGGUUGCUUACCUGGUGGAAGCAGGAGAUGACCGGCAGAUGAAGACAGGCCGGGUCUUUGAGGGCCACGUGGUGGCGAUCCAGGACGGCUACUACGACUACUGGGUGGAGCAGACCUAUGGGGCCUACACCCUCGACCGGAUCGUUCCUUUGCACUUUUGUGGGAGCCCCCAAUCCAGCUGCAGAGAAAACACCAUGUACCGGCACCCAAUCCAUGUGGAUGUCUUCCGGCUGCUGGGGAUGGACCAGGUGCUGCAGGUUGGGUGGCUUACUGAGGAAGACAAGGCCAGGGCCGGAGCACACCCGGGGCUUGUGGGGGAAGCGCCGGGGUUGGGUGGAGCUCCGCCCGAUCCCAAUGCUGAUCCUGCGGCCUUGGGAGUGCAGACUGGCUUGCCAGGUGUGGCUGGGCUGGCAGAGGCCUUGGGUGCGCCAGGGCAGGGCGCCACCAAUGAGGCGGCCGAGCAAAAGAAGAAGGAAAAGGAGAAGAAGGAGAAGGGCGAGACGAAGGAUGAGCUGCUGGCGGAGAUCAGCAAAAGAAGCCCAGCCGGGCGCCGAGAGCGGUCGGCCUUGGAGCUGACCCGUGGGAGCAGCUCAAAGGAGAAGAAGAGGAAGAGGAGGAGCUCUUCCAGCGAUGAGGGCGAGUCGGACGACUCGUCUUUUCAGUUGGCCGCCCUUCCGAAAGGCGUGGAGAAGAUCCGGGAGAUGCACCGACGGCACCCCGGGCGUCUGGCGUCGCUGACUCUGCAGCGGUGCUCGGAGCUCCUCGCCCAGGCCCACGGAGGGGUGAUGGCCACCAGCGAAAGGGCCAAGCUGCCAGCAGUGGCGCGAGGAUACUUCCAGCUGAUCUACCUCACGGCGCACCCGGCGAUCGAGAUAGGGGCGAGGAACUUCAAGGAGCUGUCGACAAUCGUGGCGGUGAUCGACGCGGUCGCCGAGAACGACCCCCUGAGAGCACUCGACAUCUUGGUGCAGCGGCUCAAGGCGAUCGAGCUGGCCCACUUACAGGGCAACUGGACACAGGCCGAGCAGCUGGAGUUGGUGAAGACGGGGGAAUGGUCGGCGAUGUUCCAGCAGGAGCUGAAGGCAGCUCAGCAGGAGGUCCGGACCGACUGGUCCCUCAGACAAGGGCCGCGGAGAACGCCCCGAUGGGAGGGGCGAUCGUGGUGGACCGAGACUGCGGCCGACGAGGGCGCUCAAGGAGCCGGCGAGAAGGCGGCCGACGGCAACAACGACAAGGCUCCGGACAACCGGCCGAAAGGUCGCGGCGCAAAAGGAAAGGGCAAGGGCAAGAAGGGCAAGGCGACGGCUGGCCCUCGGGUCCGGCUGGAGCCGCUUGAGAUUCCUAUCCUGAAACGGGUCCUGGACUCAAUGCCGGAGGAGAUUGGGGAGCAGCGGGCUCAGAUCGACGGGCACCUGGCGAAUGCAAAGGUGGCGGCGUUUUACAAGGAGGUCAUGUCACGUGUGGCGACCCCAAAGACCGAGGAGGAGGCUGCCUACCACUUUGCAGGGAUUGUUAUAGAUAACAUUGACCUCCCGUCGGAGACCCUCUUGGAGAUCCUUUCGCAAAAGUUUGGUGUGCUGGCCGAGCAGGAUGGUCCUCAGGUGUCAAAGGCCUUUGCAGAGCUGUUUGGUCUUGGGGUGCCGGCCACAGACAGUGAUAUGGAAGCUUCUGGGCGGUUGCUGGGCCGGCACAAUGGCGUUGAGGUCCGCGAGUAUUACCCUGGGUGGCGUGGAUCAGAUGGAGGAAUCUACGUUGGCCGCGGGGGUAAUGGGCUCCCAUGCUCUGUCUUCCAGGAGCCCUACUACGAGCAGCUAGUGGUGGGGCAGGUCAAAGAGGCUCUGGAUGGAAGGGCCCUCUAUGUGCACCAAGGUGAAGAGGAUGCAGCCUAUGGAGCAAUCAGCACUUAUGUCCUUGGGCAAGAAGCGCAGCCGGUCUGGAACGAGGCUGUUUGGAAGAAGUGGCUUGGUUUCUGGCUGCUGGGGCGGCCCACGGCGCCUGCUUCUUUCCUCGGUGUUGUGCUCAGCCUGGGGCUGAGAGCAAGGCCGGGGCCACUGGGCACAUUCAUUCGAGUGCUGCCCUGCUGCGCUAAAGAGCACUUCAAGCAGUCGCCGGUCGAGCUUCUUCCAAUGGCGCUUCCCAAGGAGAGCCCUGAGAUGGUUCGGGUGAUGAAGGUGAUGCUGGAAGCUUGGGGCGCACAUGACCUCCCAUCGGAGACCUGGCUGGAGAUCGUCGAGCAAACCUCCCUUGUUGGAGUGGAGGCUUGGACCUGGCUCCAGGUGGCACUGCUGAAUCACUUGUGGGCUGGGUCCAACCACAUCCUGGGUCAAGGGCUGCUGCACCCAGCAAGCUGGACUGCAGCCCAGAAGGUUACGGGCGAGCGGCUCCGGGGCUAUGCUGAGCUCUUCGUCGAGGGCAAGGAGACAAUCGAGAUUGGGUCCUGGGAGAGCCUGCGGCAGUCACUGGGUGACAUGUAUGCUGGGCGAGAGGUGCAGAAGGCCUACAAGCUUUCCUGGGCGGCGAUUGCGCCGCAUGUGCCUGAGCCCGGGGAGGCUGGUAGGAUCUCCCUUGCAGAAACGGUGGAUCCAGCUUUGCGGCCCUAUGUCGAGGACCCCGAGCUCCUUAGGAUACCGGACCAGGAGCUGGGCGAGGCUGUGACAUCAGCUUCGGUUCUGGUGGAAAGCCGCGAGGAGUACGACUUGAUCGUGUCGCAUUUGGUGGAGGCUGGUAUGCUCGAGCGAGAAGUGCCGGAGGAAACUUUGCGGAUCAGAGGGGAGCCCGUCUACAAUGGGAUGUUUGGUGUGCACAAAGGAUGGCAGGAGCAGGCUGACGGGACUUGGCUGAGGACCCUCAGGCUGAUCAUCAAUUUGAUCCCGAGCAACCAAGUGCAGUCCCGGGUGCCGGGACAGCCUUCAGCCCACAUGGGCUACUCCCCGAUCUGGGGGCAAAUUGCCCUACUGGAGGACGAGGUGAUACUUUGCUAUGCCGAGGAUGUUCGCCACUGCUUUCACAUUUUCGCGCCAUCGCCAAAGUGGCGCGGGUACUUUGUGAUUGGGAAGGUGGCGGCGAGCAGCUGCUUCAACGAUGGAAAAGGAAGCCUGCACAGCCGACCGCGCGUGAAGAGUGCCCCCAUGGGGUGGUCGAACAUCGUGGACUUUAUCCAGAGCUCCCUGGAAAGGUUUGGGUCGUUGGCCGGGGUGCCUGCUGAACGUGUGGUGCGAAUGGGCGAGCCUGCGCCUUUGAUGCCCCUCAGCACGCCCCGGGACUACCACAGCUUCUAUGUUGACAAUUAUGAUGGCUUCAAGGUGGUCGCGGCUUGUGACGCCGGAAUUUAUGAAGGCCGGCCCUCGGAUGCUCAGCUCCAGCUACGAGAAGUGUUCAAGGUUUGGAGUGUGGGCCGGGACCCCAAGAAGGCGGCGGAAGGAACGCUGGUUUGGAGCUCGUUGGGAGCGGAACAGUUGGGUGACCGCGGGCUUGUUGGAUCGGCGCGGAAACUCCGUUGGGCGGUCCUUGGGGCCACCCUUCGGAUACUCUGUGCUGAGCCAGGCGAGCCCCGCGGAUCACAGGAGUUGCUCUCAGUGGUCGGCAAGGCUAUGCACUCCGUCCAGUUUUGCCGGCCCCUGGCCUGCCUUUUCGACCAGCUCUAUCGUGAGAUGAGUGAAGGGCCGGGGCCAAUGCGGGUCACAAAAAGCUUUUGA